AUGCCGCGGCGCAUCCAGCGUGUGUGGUUGGUGCUUGCUUGUUCUCUGCCAUGCCUGCACCGAUUUGCAACAGGGGGCUUCGCCUUCACUUCGUCAAAAGUUCCUUGGCGUGCGGACCGAGCGAGGCUGACGGUGCCUCUGCGUGCUGGCAAGGACGAGAUUAUCGUUCGACUACCAGACGGGGACAUACCAGAAGGAGUGCGAAAGCUGCGUCCUGGCCCAGAAGGGCCGCCGAGUGGCCCUGGGGAGGUGGACAAGGUUGAUGUUGGAAGGUUACCUACAUACUCCGAGCUUUCCGACCGGCUCCUUUCUGAAUACAUGCUCGGUUCCAACCAGAUUUUGCCUCUCAGGGGCAUUCUGGGAGGCAGCCCCUACUCAAAGACACUGCGGAAACAGAUCAGGCAGAACGGCAAGAGAAGCGGCAGUGUCCUCAUCUUUGGUGAGCCGGGAACGGAGAAAGACAUGCUGGCCUUCUUGAUCCACUAUUCUCGAGCCAAGGGCAGCCUUUACUUUGUUGACUGCGGCGGGGUGUCGGUACAAGGCGCUCGAAUCUUUGGACGGGCACGCUCUUCUGGACUCUUGGACCUGGCUUCUGAAGGGACGGUGGUGUUCAAUGACGUCGACAAGCUGAACAAAGCCUUGCUUCCAAGAGUUCUGCAGCUGGCAAUCAACGGUACAUAUUGGUCAAGAGCACAGAAGAAGGAGAAGCAGAGCAAGUUGAAAGUGAUCCUCACCGCAGAACAGUGGAGUUCAGUGUUGCAGCUCCUUCCAAAGAACAAGGUCGUUCAGAUUAAGGUACCGGCCUUGCGUGUUAGACGAAGUGACAUCUCGAGCAUGGUCCAGUAUGAGCUCAGGCGCUUGGCUCGCGGUACAGGGCGGCCUGUUCCGGAAGUUGAACCCCAGGCACUGAAAAGGUUGCAGGCCUAUGACUUUCCCAACAACGUCGAGGAGCUUUUUUUCUUGAUUGACAACGCAUAUCGCAACAUGGAGCCUGGUGGAAGCAUCACUGCGGACCUCUUGUGGACGGCCCAGAGUGUGCAGAAGUUGGACUUGUUCAAGGUGAACCUGCUGGAAGUUUAUCCCGGUCUCCGCCGUUUCCUUCAGUCAGACUGGCUCGAGCGCCUGAACCACGGGUUCACCAAGUAUGCUUUUCCGGUCUUUGUGAUCCUUCUCUUCAUAGGUCCCCAAACUUUUUCGCAGAACUUUGGCCUCAAUCUCUUUUGGGCUUGGUGGUGGCCUGGAAUCUUGCUGACCUAUCCCAUCCUGGGGCGCUUCUGGUGUGCGGUUUGCCCUUUCAUGAUCUAUGGGGAGGUGGUGCAGCGAUGGCGGGUGGGCCAGGGCGCCGUUCUCCAGAAAUGGCCGACGAAGCAGCUGGAAGAGUAUGGUCCAUGGUUCCUCUACCUGCUCUUCCUUGCAAUCCUACUUUGGGAGGAGCUUUGGGUGCUGGAGAACACAGCGUACUUGUCCUCAUGGCUUCUCUUGCUCAUCACGUUUGGCGCCAUGGUGGGCUCCUGGUUCUAUGAGCGGCGUGUUUGGUGCCGCUAUCUGUGCCCUAUCGGUGGCAUGAAUGGCCUUUAUGCACUGUUGGCACUGACGGAAGUCCGAUCGCAACAGGGCGAGUGCAAGGCUUCUUGCGAUACCUUCCACUGCUACAAAGGAGGCCCAGCAGAAGGGGAGGGACAGGAAACCAACGGCUGUCCGCUCUAUUCGCACCCUGCAAGCCUGAAGGACAACAAGACUCUUCGCUGGGUCCCGAUAUACCGUGACCCUUAA
This is a messenger RNA of Symbiodinium sp. CCMP2592, 1773 nucleotides long. Lineage: Eukaryota; Dinophyceae; Suessiales; Symbiodiniaceae. The record is from the annotation of a GenBank genome assembly.